CAGGACUCGCACUACGCGCAGCAGUCGUCGCUGCUCGCAACAAUAUUUGCGAGCGUCAGUUGUUCGAGAGCGUUUCACGCGUGUGUUACGUGAGUCUUUGCCUCGUCGCCACUAUCAAGAGGCCCCAAUUUUUGGAGCAAGUGUGACAAAUAAGCCCGUGAUUACGAAUAAGUGCGUUCAUAACCAUCUAUCCCGUGUUGUUAAGGACAGUGUUCAAAGUUGAAAAGCAACAAGAAGGAGGAAAAAUGAGUACCCGCGUACUCAAUCCUGCUGCCACGUUGAUGACGGAGAUAAUUAGGAUUGGCAGUGCCAGCACGCCACCAAGGAGUACCGGCAGGAGCAGCAUCAGAGGCCGAGUACAGCCGAGCCGAGAAGCUUUGGCGAUGGUGAAGCGUGACUUGUUCGGUCCAGUGGAUCACGUAGCGGCACGUGCUAUGGCUGAAGAUGAGUUGGAAGCCCAGUCGAUCCAGGAGACCGAGCGCUGGGGUUUUGACUUUAGGCUGGAGAUGCCAAAGAACGGCAGUGGCUCAAGGUUCGAGUGGGAAAUCGUUACGGCGAACGACGACGUUCCUGAGCCUUACGCUUGGCGCGGUAUGCCUUAUACCAAGAAAAGCAUGCCCUCGAGUCCGAAAAAGUCGUCUUCAGCCAUGCUCUCGCCAAGGACAGUCAGAAUAGCCGAUGAUUCACUGACGAUACCUACGCCCGUCAAAGUGUACCAUUCGAUGUGUGAGUCCGAGAGAACGCCGCCACAGGAGAGCUGUAACCUUGGUUCCUUGACGACGACGGCCAUGACGAAGGAGAGGAAUGCCAGGGUACAGCAUGUGAAGCAGAGCAGGAGGAGUUGUACGAGUAGUAGCAGCACCACGCCUGGUCAGAUGAGGAAACAAAUGGCGAUAACCGAUUUCAUGAAGUGCCGCAAGCGCACGCUGAACGGCUCGUCGAAGGGCCUCAUGGACUCACCACCGGCCAGCAAAGUGGCGCGCAAAAAUAGCCAGAUUCUCAGCUAGAGCUCCUCCCACUCCGGAAGCCGAACGGCUUUCCCCGAAGGAGGACAAAGGAGCUCCCACUGGGCCUCUCUCCCGCAAUCGUGUGCAACUCCUUCGGCGGUUUGUGCGCGGUCACGCGUCUUUUACGUGCCUGUGACAAACAAAAAAAUCGUGUUAAACAACAAAGAACUUGGAGGGAAAUAAGUGAGGAACAAGCCAGUGCGCGUGAAACUCAGGGUUGCUUGGCUGUGCCAUUCGCCCUAUACAUUUCCCCAAUUUUUUUUUCCCCUCUUGUACUCCCAUCGUGGAAGGACAAAAAAAUUUACAUUAUGAUUCCUUACUUUUCUCGCCACGGAUUCUCUCCACGCACCCAAUAAGGAGGGGCUUGGAAAGACUUUCUGAGCUCUUCCUAAUUGUGUAUAUAUAUAUUUGUCACAAACGCAAAGGUAAAAAAGUGCGAGCCUUAUCUUACACCUAUUGUCAAUCAAUUUUUUCUUUUCAUCGAUCGGUGCGCGAUGACAAUCUCCGAGAAAGGUCAGGAAACAUAAUGAAUUUUUUUAUCCUUCCGCGAUGGGAGUACCCUGCAUUUCACGCGCACUAACUUAUUCCUUAUUUUUUUUCCCUCUAAUGUCUUUGUUUUUCAACACAAUCCCUGUUCGUCACAGGUACGUGAACGACGCGUAACCGCGGAUGAAUCGGAGAAUGGUCUUGUCCAUAUGCGCUGCCGCGUGCACUUGGAGAUCCGGAAAGACGCGUCCUCCUCUCGAGGUUGGGUCGAUUGCACUUGUCUGCCUUGACUCAGGGCCGAGAGGCGUGCCAUUCUCGACGUUGUUUUUCUAGUGCUUUGGGUAGUAAAGCGGUUUUCACGAUGUGAUGCUUGAAAACCGUUUUCUUACCUGCCCAGUGACCAAAGCACCUUUGUAUUUUAACUUGUAAAAUAUGUA
This is a messenger RNA of Copidosoma floridanum, 1930 nucleotides long. It is a transcript of the gene dap, whose product is annotated as cyclin-dependent kinase inhibitor dacapo. Gene Ontology annotation, molecular function: cyclin-dependent protein serine/threonine kinase inhibitor activity. Gene Ontology annotation, cellular component: nucleus. Gene Ontology annotation, biological process: regulation of cell cycle. NCBI's taxonomy places the organism in Eukaryota, Metazoa, Arthropoda, Insecta, Hymenoptera, Encyrtidae. The record is from RefSeq and is a predicted model, not a curated record.